Molecule: messenger RNA, 4254 nt
Organism: Durotheca rogersii
Lineage: Eukaryota; Fungi; Ascomycota; Sordariomycetes; Xylariales; Xylariaceae
Product: DUF221-domain-containing protein
Exons: 4
Coding region: 280-4044 (1254 amino acids)
Cellular component (GO): plasma membrane
Molecular function (GO): calcium-activated cation channel activity
Source: RefSeq, a predicted model, not a curated record
CUUUCCCCUCUUCCUCUCCUCGAUUCCCAUCUCGAUUUUCAUACUUACACCCAUGCUUAACCACCUCUACUACCCCUACAUCCAUCUUCCGGACCUAUUCAACCUACAAUAUAUUGCCAUUCUCGACCCUUAUUGACGCGGCACCUCGUGAUUCUCUACCUCGGCCGAUAUCUACCUUCUUCUCCCUCCUCCUCUACUGGAUAUUUAUGAACUGGCCAGGAUAACGCCCUAUCUAGAGUCGGAUCCCCAGUCGGGCGCCGCCGCAGUAGCCCGAGCGAUAUGGCGGGAGACGACCCCCAGGGCGCCCAGGUUGAGCGCAACCAAGGCAUCACGUUGAUAGCCUUCAUUACCGCCUUGAACGUCUCGCUUAUCGUCUUCGGUGUCCAGACGGGAGUAUUCCUCUUGUUGAGAAACAAGCUAUCGAGAAUCUUCAAGCCCAAGACGUAUCUCGUGCCGGAACGCGAACGAACUGAGUCACCUCCGAGUAGCCCGUGGGGUAUGAUCCAUGCCUUACUCCGAUUCCGGGAUCGUGAGAUUAUCAAGAAAUGCGGACUCGAUGCCUACUUCUUCCUCCGAUACCUGCAAACUUUGCUGGUCAUAUUUAUACCCAUGGCCCUGGUUUUGAUUCCGAUAUUGGUGCCGAUCAACUACGUAGGCGGCCUUAGCAACAACUUUUCGGCAAACGAUACCGAUUUUUCUGAUCAACUUAAUGGGACCGAUUCUCAGGGGGCCGAUUAUAGCGACCCCAAUUCUCCGAGGUCAAACAUCACCGGCCUGGACACGCUGGCUUGGGGCAACGUAAAAAAGAGCGAGACUAACAGAUACUGGGCGCAUCUUAUCUUGGCUGUGUUCGUCAUCGUGUGGGUUUGCGGUGUGUUCUUCGCCGAGUUGCGGGUUUAUAUUAAAAUCCGUCAGGACUGGUUGACUACCGCCGAACACCGACUCCGAGCUUCAGCGACAACUGUCCUAGUUAGUGGCAUUCCCGACAAGUGGCUGAGCGAGGAAGCUUUGAGGGGUCUCUUCGAUGUGUUCCCAGGUGGAUUGAGAAACGUAUGGCUCACGCGGGACCUGACACAGCUCUUGGAGAAAAUUACCAAACGAGACCAAAUUCACAAACAGCUGGAGGAAGCACUGACGGAGCUUAUUCGGAUGGCCAAGAAGCAGCAAUUGAAAAGAAGAGAGCGGGAUGAGAAGCAAGCUCGCAAGGCAUCAAAGUCUCAGCGUCCUACUAAAGAAGAGAGAUUGGAGCGCCAGAGGAGGGAGGACACCGCAGCAAAGAUCCAAGCCGAAGGUGGUCAAGGUGUAAGCAGCGGAGACCGACAUGAGGUGCCGCACGGCGUUGAUGAUGCCGAGGCUGAGAUCGAAGCUGACGCCCGACGCCAAAGCCUCAGACCGUCUACCGCACACAGCAACAUCUUAUCAACAGGCUUCGCAAAGUUGACCGGCGGGCUAGGGAAAGGCGUUGAUAUCGUGGGUAAAACUGGGCAGGAAAUCUUCGGAGGUGCUAAGAACAUUACCCGCGGCGUCGACGGGAAAAUAGAAACGACAAACGGUUUCAUGCCGAUAGCGUCCCCGAACCAAUCAGCGCCGCCUACACGUGGAUCAGACCGCCGCGUGUGGCUGUCUGACAAAGACGAUCUACCGAGACCGCCGACGCAGGAUUCGGCCCAUCAACGCGCAAGAUCCGAUGAGCCCGUAAUGGGCGCGUCGGCGGCAAAAGCGCGCAACUCCCAGAAUUCCGGAGACUCUAUGCUUCAUAAGGAGAGCGUCGAGAUGCGGCAGUUUGGAAACACAACUCGCAAGCCUACAAACCUGGAGGCCAUGCAGCUCAAUGACCCGAUCCGAUGGUACCAAUUCUGGAAGCCCCCGCCGGGCGGGUACGCAUCUCCUGUUCCUCAAGGCUAUCACAGAGGCGACCGUCUUCCUAGGAAGGAGAAGACUUUCCUGGAGCAGCUCAAGUCGGCUGUGCCGUUCGUUGGUGGCGUAGAGUUGGAGCCGAUAGAAUAUCCUAAAGCCUACAACGAGGAAUGGAAAGACGAUGAAGACAUCGGCGCCGAAUGGACAAAAUGGGUCAAAAAGAAGCAUCGGCCGACCCACCGUCUUGCAAUUUUCGACUGGACGCCCGCGUGGCUCCCGGGGCUUCCUUUUAUAAACAAGAAGGUCGAUACCAUCUACUGGUGCAGGCAAGAACUGUCACGGCUUAACAUGGAGAUCGACAUCGACCAGAAAAGCCCCGAGCGCUAUCCGCUUAUGAAGUCGGCCUUUAUUCAGUUCAACCAUCAAGUGGCCGCUCACAUGGCCUGCCAGAGCGUCACACACCAUGUCCCACGCCACAUGGCACCCCGCACUGUCGAAAUAUCGCCCGAGGAUGUGCUGUGGGAAAACAUGGCUAUGAGCUGGUGGUCCGAGUGGCUUCGAACAGCCGCCGCCGUGAGUAUUGUCGCUGGUAUGAUUAUUCUGUGGACUUUCCCCGUCGCAUUCACGUCUUCGAUAUCUCAAGUCAGCACCUUGACGGACGACCUUCCAUGGCUGAGUUUUAUCGAGGAUAACAAGAUGAUCGGAGAUGUGGUGUCUGGUGUCGCUGGUGUUCUACCGGCUGUUCUCCUCGCCCUGCUUCUCUGGUUGGUUCCGAUAAUCAUGGACUUCCUUGCUGGCUUUAAGGGCGCCAAAACGGGGUCUCAGAAGACAGAAACGGUCCAAAAGUUUUACUUCGCGUUCCUCUUCGUCCAAGUCUUCCUGGUGGUCUCUCUAGCCUCCGGUGCGAUUUCGACUCUGGAAAGCCUAGCGAACAAUCCCACCGGGGUUGCGGACCUUCUGGCAGUGAAUUUACCCAAGGCGGCCAACUACUUCUUCUCCUAUAUGAUUCUUCAAGCUCUAAGUGUGAGCUCGGGUACUCUACUACAGAUCGGCGCACUCCUCAAUUGGUACAUCAUCGCGAGGAUCAUGAACAACACGCCACGAAACAAGUGGUUCACCAACACAAAACUGCCCGAGGUUAAUUGGGGGACUUACUUCCCGGUAUACACCAACUUCGCCUGCAUCGCGUUGAUCUACUCGGUGGUGGCUCCGAUCAUCUCGAUAUUCGCUGUCAUCACCUUUAGUCUUCUCUGGAUGGCGAACAGAUACAGCAUGCUGUACGUUAAUCGCUUCACCAUCGACACCGGAGGUGUGCUUUAUCCACAAGCUAUCAACCAGACCUUCACGGGGCUUUACGUGAUGGAGCUGUGCCUUGUCGGCCUGUUCUUCCUCGUUCGGAAUGAAGAAGGCGAGGUCGCGUGUCUGCCGCAAGCCGUGAUUAUGAUUGUCUCGAUCUUCCUCACCGCCCUCUACCAGAUCCUGCUCAACCGGUCCUUUGGGCCAUUAUUCCGUUACCUCCCGAUCACUUUCGAGGACGAGGCGGUACUACGAGAUGAGGCAUUCCAGCGUGCUCAGGACCGCCGCCUAGGCCUGAUUGGGGAUGAUGCUGACGACGACGACGACGAGCAGACACUCAACAAGGGGGUUACAUCGAGUGACGACGACGACAAGGGCCAACCCACCUCGACGGACAAUCCCCACAACAAACCUGGGACGGGAAACAAGUUCACGAAUUUCGUGCCCGUCAAAGGGAUCGUCCAUGCUAGCACCUGGGCGGCCCGCGGCGGCAAGAGCACAUACAACCGAACGUUUGGCAAGGCCGAGCAAGGGCUUAAGAAUGUCACCAAAUACCGCGGUGAUCGACGACAGAAGGACUUGGAGGCGCAGAGAGCCAUCGGCGAAGCCCUGUAUGGCGGAUUCCACGACGAGAUCGAGGACCUCACCCCGGAGGAAAGAGACGUCCUUGUCCGGCGUGCGUUCAUGCACUCGGCCUUACGGGCUCGGCGGCCGACGGUCUGGAUCCCCCGGGACGACAUCGGAGUCAGCGACGACGAGAUCAAGAGAACGAAGGAGUACAGCGAACACAUCUGGAUCUCCAACGAAGGCACCGCGCUCGAUAGUAAAGUGCGCGUGGUCUACGGCCGGGCGCCCCCAGAUUUCUCGGAACUCGACCUCAUCAGCCUGUAGGGGAGAGUUAGGUCGGAAUAGCCGGAGUGGACGAAGUGUACAUGAGACGGCCACAAGCACGAAGGAAUGACUUGGAGCAAGGCUGCUUUCACGUCUAGAUUCUUAAUGUCACGAAGGGCGAUUUUUUGAUGUUUCGGGAAAGCCUAGCUCGGAUACCGAUUCGGCCCUGCGAGCUUAUCUACUCAUGGAUGCUUCCUGAACUAGAGGCAU